AUGAUGUCCUUAGAUAUUUAAAAUGACUAUUUAGAAUAUGCAUCAAUUUUAGAUGAGAAAUACUAUAUAGUUGAUACAAUUGGAUUUGGAAGAUAUGCAAAGUAAAAUGAAAUGGAUAUCACAAUAGAGUUAAAUUGGCUAUCGACAUGGAGGAUAAAUAAAAAUAUGCUAUAAAGAUAAUGAAAAUAGACCCAACAACUAGUUAAUGUAGAUCUGAUACAUUUAUAAAUGAAAUUUCGACAUAAGCUGAAUUUGAUCAUAAACACAUAAUUAGAAUAAUAUAUGUAAUAAUCAAAUAUGAAUUGAGUUUAGUGUAGAAUGAAUGGAGAGUAUAAAAAGAUAGAUGGAAGGGUUUAAUAGGUUUCUUAUUUUGUUAUGGAAUUGGCUAAUUAAGGUGAAUUGUUUUAAUUAUUGGAACAAACUUAGCAAUUUUCUGAAAAAUUUGCAAGAAACAUUUUUUCAUAACUAAUAAAAGGUAAAAAAACAUCUUUUAUUGUUAGCAUAGGAAUUGAGCAUCUGCAUGAACGCGGUGUAGUUCAUAGAGACGUUAAAGCUGAAAAUAUACUUUUUAGUAAUGGUAUACUUAAGCUGGCUGAUUUUGGAUUUAGUACAAAAACAAUAGAUGAGAAAGGAUCCAGAGUAUAAUUUGAAAUAUCUCAACAUAUAGGAUCUCCUGAAUAUAAUCCACCAGAAUUAUAUAACAUAGGUAAAGUAUAGGUUAAUUAUUAUAAAGGCAAAUAAAAAUUUUAUAAUCCAGAAUAAGCUGAUAUAUUUGCUGCUGGUGUAAUCUUAUUUACAAUGGUUAUGAGAUCUGCACCUUUUAAAACUUCAAAAUCAACUGAUCCUUACUAUUCCUUAAUGAAAAAUAAUAAAUAAUCAUUUUGGAAAAUCUAUAGUGAUAUUGCAGAUUCUUCUGCUUAAUUUAAAGAUCUUGUUGAAAAAAUGUUGGAUGAAAAUCCAUUAAAAAGAAUUACUAUCGAAUAAAUUAAAUAACAUCCUUGGAUGUUAGGUAUUUAAUUUAUUUAAUUUUUAGGAUAAAUGCUUAAUUAAACAGAAUUUCUAAAGGAAUUAAAAAACAGAUAUGAUAUGAUAUUUAAUUAAUAAAUUGUUAAAAUCACUAAUAAGAGAGACACUAAAUUUUCCACAAGAAAAUCAAUUAAAAAAGUAGAAACAGAAACAAUAAGUAAAAAUCUCUCAAAAUGUUCAUACGAAAAUUUUGAGUUGAUUGAUAUGGUAAUUAUUUAAUUAAUUUUUAAAGAUAAAUGCUAAAUUGUAAAUUAAGUAGCAUUUACCAAAAGAACAAUUUAAAUAAUAAUCAAAUAAAAAUGAAAAAUUUAAAGUUGGAAUAUAAUAAAAAUAAUAAAAUUAACCUAGUGCAAGAACAAACUAAGAAUUCAAAAGAUCAAGUCCUGGAUCACCAUAGAACGAUUCUGAUAAUUGA
Paramecium sonneborni is the source of this 1441-nucleotide messenger RNA. The record is from the annotation of a GenBank genome assembly. NCBI's taxonomy places the organism in Eukaryota, Ciliophora, Oligohymenophorea, Peniculida, Parameciidae.